UGAAAAUAACCUUAAAAAAAGUUGUCUUGUCAGAACUCUUCAAAAUAAUAACAUUCCAACUACAUCGCUUUUGCUUCCCCUGAACUAGCGUACACCAAAGCCCCUGGCUUUGGUCCUUCGCUAGGGUUUGGGGAUUUCCCAUUUCCCAUUUCGUCAGUUCUACGUUUUCUGUGAUCACCUUUUUGCCCCUAAAAUUUCCAAUCGUCUUCUUCUCUCGGUUCUAAACUUCUCAAGUUCAGAGUAACUUAUUGGAAGUGAAACUGAAACAGAGAAAUUGAAUGCAGUUGUUUUUGAGGUGUUUCAUGUGAUCUUUGUUGUUCUGGUUCGGUUUGUUGGGGAUCUCGAGUGGGACUUUUGCUGAAGGCUGUGACUCCGUAGCAAUGCCUGAAAAUCAGGGCUCUUCUUCGUCGCUGUCCUCGUUUGGUCGUUCAUUAUUUGGUGUGAGGCAGGAGCAAGUUCAUUCCGUGGAAGCAAGUCAUGAAUCCGAUUCCUGUAAUUUAGAGCUUGGAUUAUUUCAAAAGCGUGUUACAGAUAGGUUCCAAGACCUUUCUGUGGCUAGUGAUGAGGAGUUUCUCACAAUUAGUUGGAUCCAGAAGGUCCUCGAUGCGUUUAUUCUCUGCCAAGAGGAAUUCAGAGCCAUUCUGUUGAAUAACAAAGAGCAUGUCACCAAAUCCCCGCUGGAUCGAAUGGUUUCCGAAUUCUUUGAUAGAUCAGUAAAGGCGCUUGACAUUUGUAAUGCAAGCAGAGAUGGGAUUGAGAAGAUUCGCACAUGGCAAAAACAUCUGGAAAUUGUCUUUUGUGCCUUUGGUUCAACUAAGAGAGCAUUAACUGAAGGGCAGUUCCGUAGAGCAAGAAAGGCGUUGAUGGAUUUAGCAUUGGCUAUGCUUGACGAGAAAGAAUCUGGAUCAAUCUUUUCUCAGCGUAAUAGGUCUUUUGGGCGACAUAACUCUAGCAAGGAUCAUCACUCAACAGGGCAUUCAAGAUCACAUUCGUGGAGUGUCUCCCGCUCCUGGUCUGCAUCCAAGCAACUACAGUCCAUUGCGAAUAACCUUGUUCCACCUCGUCCUACUGAGAUUGCUGCUACAAGCAGGCUUGCGAUUCCGGUUUAUACAAUGAACUGCAUUCUGCUGAUAGUUCUGUGGACCCUUGUUGCAGCUAUUCCUUGUCAGGAUAGGGGUCUAAGCAUUCAUUUUUCAGUCCCACGGCAAUUAUCCUGGAGUACUCCGGUUUCUGUACUUCAUGAACGGAUCACUGAGGAGUCAAAAAAGAGAGAGCGGCGAAACUCGAAUGGCUUGUUGAAGGAGAUACACCAGAUUGAGAGUAGCAGCCGCCGCAUGACUGACCUGAUAGAUUCAGCUCAGUUUCCAUUGGCAGAUGACCAGAAAACACAAAUUGAUUGUGAUGUGAUGGAGCUAAUGCAUGUCUGUGAAGCUUUAAGAAAUGGGUUGGACCCAUUGGAGCGCCAAGUGAGAGAGGUCUUCCGGAAGAUAAUGGCAUGUCGAACUGAGGGGCUUGAUUACCUUGGCACGUCUAGCCAUAAUGAGCAAUGAAAAUGGUGGGUUGUUGAUGAGCUAUCAGAUGUACAAAUUUGCAGAGCGUGUACAUUUUUAAACUUCUUACCAUCGUUUUUUGAGAGGAGGAAUGACUCGGCAAGACAAACAGAUAAAUCUUUUAGCUCUCUUGUAAUGCAUUGUAUUAUUCUCAGUACUUGUUUGAAAAAAAGAAUGGUCAGUUUACAAAUUGAAUAGUUUAUAGUUUCUUUGCUUUGCUAUAUAAAAUGGUGUUUUUGUUG
This is a messenger RNA of Vigna angularis (adzuki bean), 1792 nucleotides long. Its product is annotated as protein ROH1. The coding region runs from base 381 to 1550 and encodes 389 amino acids. Lineage: Eukaryota; Viridiplantae; Streptophyta; Magnoliopsida; Fabales; Fabaceae. The record is from RefSeq and is a predicted model, not a curated record. The transcript has 2 exons.